This is a messenger RNA of Clarias gariepinus (North African catfish), 2336 nucleotides long. It is a transcript of the gene cimip2b, whose product is annotated as family with sequence similarity 166 member B. NCBI's taxonomy places the organism in Eukaryota, Metazoa, Chordata, Actinopteri, Siluriformes, Clariidae. The record is from RefSeq and is a predicted model, not a curated record. The coding region runs from base 15 to 917 and encodes 300 amino acids. The transcript is spliced from 6 exons.
ACGACCGUGCAGCGAUGGAGCAGUUCCCUCCGAAGUUCAGCAGGAUGUUGGUGACCCCCGACCCGCACUACAUCCCGGGCUACACGGGUUACUGUCCACAGCUGAAAUAUCACAUGGGGAAGCCGUACGCUCAGCUCACAGCCAAACUCCUGACCUCGCCGGAGAUUUCACGCUCUCCGAGACUGGUGCUGACUUCAGGAAUGGCACCUUCCAAUGCAAGGGAGAACACGAGGGAGAACACAAAGGAGAACACAAGGGUGGAGAUCUGGAGGAGAGGAACAGGACAGGGCAGGUCGCCCCCGAAAAUGAUACCAGGCUUCACAGGUUUCAUCCCCAGAAGUCAGAAUUAUUUCUCCAAGACUUAUGCUGUAACGUGUCAGGAAGCAAUGAAUGAAUUUGAUUCAGAACAGGAGGCAAGAAUUCGGUCAGCUUCAGCUGAACUGCAACCUGUGCUCACCCGAGCAUUUCCAGAUAACAAGCCACGAGCACUGAACACCCCUUUACUGACCAUCUCUAAAGAACCGGUUCCCUGUAAAUCCCCGCGCUGCUGGAAGCCUCUCGCCUCUCCAUAUUCAAUGGAAAACGACGACCCAUACAAGUACUUUAUUUCAGGUUUUACUGGCUACGUCCCCAGAGCCAAGUUCCUGGUGGGUUCUAGCUAUCCCAUAACCACCAACAAGGCACUGAUCCAGUUUGGCAAGCAGAUGAAAAGAAGUCACUCUGCGUUCGACCUGACAAGAGAAAGCAGUGACAAUAUGGACUCAAUGCCGUCCAUCUACCGCACACACCCGGGCAUGCUGCCCCACUUCACCGGACACGUGCCAGGAUACAAGUUUCGAUACGGACAGACGUACGGCCAGCUCACCCGCGACUCGCUAGAUAUGAGCACCACACGCAGGAAAAGCAGCGAGGAAUGAGGGAUGGAGCUUUGGAUGGACCUCAGCAGCUGGUUUAAUCAGAGAAAUGUAGCUGGAAUUAAAGUAAAAUGUUAGGUUGGUACUCACGGCAUAAGUGCAGAUGUUUAAACAUUUAUUAUAAGUAUGAACAAAAUAUUGAGUUAGACAACGACAUAAACAAACCGAUCUAAACAGCCGGACGACAAACAGAAUAACUACGGACCAACAACAGAGUGAAACUGAAUAACAGUUACACGGACGCGAGACCAAGACACUAGGACAGACUGAGGCUUAAAUACAGGCACUGAUCCAGGACAAUACUGGACACGAAUUGUGAACCAAAAGUGAAAGUCUGAUGGCAUGUGGCACACCCUCCAGGAUUAUCCUUGACGAUGUAGGGCGCUGUUGAGCUAGAUGGACAGGAUGCAGUGUCUGGCUGAAGCAGAGUGAACCGUGGCUCAGGUGGUGGAUGGCGUGGAACAGAGGCAGGGCUCGUGGCUCAGGUGGUGCAGGGUGUGGCUCAGGGGCAGGGCAUAUGGCUCAGGCAGUGCAGGGCACCCGGAGAGCACCUUGGGGCGUCAGGAGAGCUAUUAGAUCAGAGCUACUCGAGCUAUUAAGAAAUAUAGCAGAGCAACCAGAGAUAGCAGGAAACAGAGCAGUGUUAUCAAUGGCCUUUAAAAACAGGUCAUAUGACAGAGCUAUCAGAUAAUUCAGACCUUACAGUUCCGAAAAAAAUGUAACCUAACUCGAGCCAUGAUCUGGGGCUGGUGGUCUCCCUCUCACCCUCCACUUCAAGGUGAGCCAUCUGUAUGACGAGUUCCUGCAUCCACUGUACCGCAUGCUGAGCCGGGAGCACAGCUCGGCAAAUGUCCCAGUGUAAUGUGAAGUCUUUGGCUCGUUGCUGGAUGCCGCGCCCAGUUGUGCCGUGUCAUCUGCCCUUCCUUGCCAUGAGGUAUGGGGGAUUCUGGACUACCGCGCCCUAAAUUCUUGUUCCUUACCUUUAUACUGUGCUGCUCUUCAUGCUGUGCACCUCUUCCAGGCUCCCUCUGAAGCACCAUUCACGAAAUUGCUUUUCUUUCUCUCGCGUUACUUUUGGCACAAUGCGAGGAGAUGGCAAGGAUGUUGAGGAGUCUGCCCCUAAAGGCAAAUCCUCCUGCCGUGUUUCUUAUAAACCCCCCCUCCUAAAAAAAAACCCCAAACAUUUAGGGUUGACCUUUUUGUUUCGCCAUAUUGGUCUCGCAUUCUGUCAGGAUGGUACUCACAGGCACGGCACAGGUGCAAAUAUUAAAUCAUUUAUUAUAAACUAAAAUAAAUAAAUAAAUAACAACAACAAAUCAGAUCGGAACACAAAACUGAAUAAUAAUAACAGAUGCGAGACCGAGGCUCUAGGAUAGACUGAGGCUUAAAUAAACGCACUGAUCAAAACAAUACUAAACAAUU